AUGUACCUUGCACUGCUCAUUCACUUAACCUAUAGUGCUACUCACAGAUGGAAUAUAUUAACUACAUCUAUAGAAAAAAGUGAUAGUAAUCGAUUACUAGUAUUAAAAUCUUUAAGUGAUACUAGAUGGUCAUGUCAUACAGAGUCUUGUAAAGCAUUAAUAAAUAAUUACACUAAAAUUAUUGAAGUAUUAGAAACUAUAAUAAGUCCUAAUAGUAAAGAAAAUGAAGAUACUAAAAGAAAUGCUAGACCAUUAUUAAAAAAAAUUUUAAAAAAAGAAACUGGAUACAUGGCACUUUUAUGGAAUGACAUUUUAGAAAGAUCCAACAAGACCUCAAUACAGUUGCAAACAAUAAAUUGUGAUCCUUUAAAAGCUCUUAAUUUACUUAUAUCAUUAAAGCAUUAUGUAUCAAAUUUGAGGAAGUGCAGUACAUUAUAUGAAAAUAAAAUAAAUCAACUUAGUCCUAAAAUAAAAGAGAAAUACUCCGAUGAACAAGAGAGAAUAAAAAAAAAGAAAUUUCCAAAUGACUCUGGUUGUAAUCAGGUAUCUUUAAGUGGUCAUGACAAGUUUAGAGUAGAGACUUAUUAUGUUAUUAUAGAUAGUUUUUGUUCACAAUUAGAAAAACGAAUUGAAGCUUAUAGUUUUCUAAAAAACAAUUUUUUGUUCAUCACAAAAUUACAUGUUGUUUUACCACAAGAUACUGAUGAAGAAGAAGAAGUUAAUAAAAGUCUUGAAAAUUUUAUUUUAUUUAAACCUUCAUAUGAUGACACACAAGAUUAUCUGCUAGAUAUUUGGAAGCAUUUCAAUGAAAAAAAUCUAUUACUUUCUUUUCCUAAUUUGUAUACUGCAAUUAAAAUAUAUCUAACCAUACCUAUUGCAAAUUGUUCGGCUGAAAGAGCAUUCUCCAAAUUAGCUCGAAUAAAAAACAAGUAUAGAACAAGCUCUUCUCAAGAAAAUUUAAAUAGUUUUAUGGUUUUGUGUUCAGAGAGUGAUGUUUUGGAGGUAAUUAAUACCGAUGAUAUAAUUAAAGAGUUUGCUGCCCAAAAAUCUAGAAAAAAAUAUUUUUAA
Molecule: messenger RNA, 1068 nt
Organism: Metopolophium dirhodum (rose-grain aphid)
Lineage: Eukaryota; Metazoa; Arthropoda; Insecta; Hemiptera; Aphididae
Exons: 3
Coding region: 1-1068 (355 amino acids)
Molecular function (GO): protein dimerization activity
Source: RefSeq, a predicted model, not a curated record